Molecule: messenger RNA, 1615 nt
Organism: Drosophila bipectinata
Lineage: Eukaryota; Metazoa; Arthropoda; Insecta; Diptera; Drosophilidae
Biological process (GO): positive regulation of DNA-templated transcription
Cellular component (GO): nuclear body
Source: RefSeq, a predicted model, not a curated record
CUCUCGAAAACAUCAUUAUUUGGCAGCGCUGCGUUGGAGCUACAGUUUUUUCGUGUGUUUCCCUCUUGAAGAUAAUUAAAAAUUAAUUAUUUGACUUAUUAUUAAGUUUUGUGGCUGAUGGUGUUGUAUGUUGUUGUUGCAUUGAGGCAAGAAGAGCGUAACCGCAAUACGGAUUCGGCGGAAGAAAAUCCGAUCUGAUGUGUAGAUCCGUAUACACCAUGCCCGUCUAUUAGAUAAACCUCUUCAUGUGUUGCUGCAGGUGGCAGACGAAGUUUGUUGGGCAAUCCCAGUUGUCGGCAGUGAGACCCAUGUGAAAUGCCUUAUGAAAAAUUCAACAAAAAGCGCCGACAAUGGGAGGAUAGUGGUGUACUAGAGCUGAUUAAACUAUGGAAAGUCUGCGCCUAUGAGCUGCGCACCAUCAAACGCAAUGGCCAUCUGUAUGUGGCUAUGGCCAAGCAGCUAACCUCACUGGGUGUCCCUGUUACUGCACUCGAGGUCCACUUCAAAGUCAACAAUCUAACACAACGUUACAGACAGGAGCAAAAGACAUUCGAAACCACUGGCAUUAUCAGCACCUGGAAGUUCUACAGUCAAGUCGAUGAUGUUUUCAAAAGUCUCGCUGCACACACCGGUUACAAAGAUAAACGAAUGACGAGCGCGUCGAAUACCAGCAGUUUACCCUCUACAUCUGAAUCACCAGUUUGGAAAAAUCCAAUGUCGCAACAAGAGUUUAAUAGUAACAACACGGAGGGGUUCUAUAAGACCGAGUACGGGAUGCAUCGGCACUUUAUGGACCACUCCCAGCCGCCUCCCAAUGCCGGGAAUGUGGACAACUUUAUGUCGUCCUCGGCUGCUGUGGCAGCAGUGGCCGCAGCUGCCUCUGCCCGGCUGGCGGACAACAACAUGGACCAGCAGAUGAACACCGCCGCUGGAGGUAGCGGGGCUAGUGGAGGAGGCGGCGGCAAUACAAAUGGGGGCGUGAGCAACUAUCAGAAGAUCAAAAAAUCCCACGAAGACUACGACAAGUUCGUUGACAUAGUUAAGAAUAUAGUGGACACCCAUAAGAGUACACCCGAUAAGGUGGACACUUUCGGUGACUUCAUCAAGUCGUACAUGAAGCGCUGGCCGGAGCGGUUACAGGACGAGGCCAUCAACCACAUCACAAACUACGUGAUUGUCAAAAACAUGGAGCAUAGUAUUGCCAGUAGCCACAAUCCGGAGGGGGUGAACAACCGGCAAUAACAAUACAAGCAGGAGCCCAGCAAUUGAGCUAGUUGUUGGACAGGGUAGCUCCAAUCCCAGGAACAAAAAAUCGUAGGCGCAACUGGACAGAAGGCGAAGAUUACUUAAGGUGGCACGAAGUUACUUAACCGCAUCUGCGUUGUGGCCCAGCUAAUUGGACAUACACACGGCAUACAGUAUUUUUUGUAUAGUUAAAAUAUACAACGGAGUUUUAGUUCUCUGUGACCGCUUCUCCUCGAUAUCGAAUUGACUUCGCUAUCGGGAGGCGGAAACAAUCGUACAUAGAGAUCCUAGAGUACAUUACGUUUAGAAACCAUUUCCUACUGUUAGCUGUAAACUAUUAUACAUAAAUUAAUAAACGCUUUAACGAUUA